Beta vulgaris subsp. vulgaris (sugar beet) is the source of this 2757-nucleotide messenger RNA. RefSeq names its product acylamino-acid-releasing enzyme. The record is from RefSeq and is a predicted model, not a curated record. Lineage: Eukaryota; Viridiplantae; Streptophyta; Magnoliopsida; Caryophyllales; Amaranthaceae. The coding region runs from base 58 to 2556 and encodes 832 amino acids. Gene Ontology annotation, biological process: proteolysis. Gene Ontology annotation, molecular function: serine-type endopeptidase activity. The transcript is spliced from 18 exons.
UUCAAGGUGCACUAUAGUGGAUAGGAGGAGAAAGUGUUUGGGCAUGGGAAUCAUCAAAUGACAAGAUAUAUCGCUUUUACUUCCUCCGCUUGCACAAUCAAUAGUGGGUGGUUCAAUCCAUUGAAAUUGAAUUUGGGUUCUUUCCUUCUACCCUAUUCCAUUUCUCCACUUUCUUCUCAAACCAAGACUUCGAUCACUCUUCCUCGUUCUUCCUUCAAAAGAUCAUCAAUCUUCUCAGCGAUGGAUAUUUCUAGAGCUGAAUCUUCAACGGAAUUGCCACUGGGCUUGGAUACUACCAUGGUGGAUGAAUAUGAUUCUCUGUCAAAAUUGCUUUUAAAAUUCAGUUGCAUUCCUAGCAUUAAUAAAGCCUGGGUAUUCAAAUCAGAUACAGGAAAGGAUUCCAAGGCAAUGUUUUCUGUUAACCAGCCAAACCUCUUGGCAAAUAAAAUGAGAAAGUCUCUUUUAUCUGCUACUUUGAGAAAAGAUGGUGACAAUACUAUCAACUUCGAAUGGUCACCAUUCCCUGUUGAGCUGUCAGGGGUUGCGUUAAUGGUGCCUUCACCAUCAGGUUCAAAGCUGCUCAUGAUUCGAAACCCUGAGAAUGACUCCCCCACAAAACUUGAAAUAUGGGGUCCUUCAGCCAUGGAGAAGGAGUUUCAUAUUCCUCAAUCUACUCAUGGUUCACUCUACUCUGAUGGAUGGUUUGAAGGUGUUUCCUGGAACUCUGACGAAACACUGAUUGCAUAUGUUGCUGAGGAGCCAUCCCCUCCUAAACCAACCUUCAAUAAGUUUGGUUACAAGAGUGGUGGUUCUGCUGAUAAGGAUUGUAAUAGCUGGAAAGCACAGGGGGAUUGGGAGGAGGGAUGGGGAGAAACUUAUGUAAAUAAAAGGAGGCCAACAAUCUUUGUCAUCAAUAUUGACAGCGGUGAUGUACGCGCUGUUGAAGGAAUUGAAAGGUCAUUGAGUGUUGGUCAAGUUGUAUGGGCUCCAGCAACUGAAGGCUCACAGAAAAAAUUGGUCUUUGUUGGGUGGUCAUCAAACUCCAGAAAACUUGGCAUGAAGUAUUGCUACAACAGGCCUUGUGCAUUAUAUGCUGCCUGCAGUCCAUUCAAUGAGUUAACAGGUCAUGAUCCUGAUCACAGAUGCAAGGAGGACUCGGAGCUGUUGAUUUUGACUCAGGGAAUUAAUAGUGCAUUCUCUCCGAUUUUUAGUCCUGAUGGCCAAUACCUUGUCUUCUUGUCUGCCAAAGCUUCUAUUGACACGGGAGCACAUUCAGCUACAAAUUCACUCCAUCGAAUUGAUUGGCCCAGUGUUGGAAAUCCAAAUUCUUCCUCUGCAAUUGUUGAUGUGGUUCCUGUUGUGAUGUGUCCUAAGGAUGGUUGCUUCCCUGGGUUGUAUUGCUCCAGCUUCUUGCGGGAUCCAUCGCUUUCUGAUGGGCAUACUGUUAUUUUGUCCUCCAUAUGGGGAAGUACCCAAGUGAUACUUUCCGUGGACAUACUGAGCGGCAAUGUGUUACGCGUAACGCCUCACGAUUCUCCUUCUUCAUGGAAUCUUCUCUCCCUUGACAAGGAUAAUAUUAUUGCUGUAUGUAGCAGCCCAGUAGAGGUUCCAGAAAUCAAAUAUGGUUUACAUUUCAAAGAGUCUCCUGCAAGUGCUUCAUGGAGUUGGCAAGAUGUUUCUGGCCCUGUUUUUAAAUGCUCCAAGGAGGUUGAAUCCUUGUUGUCCCCUCUUCAGUUCAGCAUUAUGAAGGUUCCAGUCAAAAGUGGAUCAGGGAACUCUUCAGAAGGUGCUUCCAAACCUAUUGAAGCCAUAUUUGUCUCUGGUAGAAGAGAGAAGAAUGAAUCCUGUAACCCAUUAAUUGUAGUACUUCAUGGGGGGCCUCACUCUGUUUCAACAACAGGCUUCUCCAGGGCAUUGGCGUUUCUCUCUUCGAUUGGUUAUAGCUUACUGAUUGUGAAUUAUAGAGGUUCGUUAGGUUUUGGAGAAGAAGCACUGCAGACUCUUCCAGGGAAAGUUGGAGAUCAGGAUGUUGGUGAUGUGCUCACAGCGAUGGACUACAUAAUUAAUAUGAAAUUAGCGGACCGCUCCAAAAUCACUGUUCUUGGCGGUUCUCAUGGUGGCUUUCUGACUACUCAUCUCAUUGGUCAGGCUCCUGAAAGAUUUGCUGCAGCAGCUGCGAGGAAUCCUGUUUGUAACCUUGCUUUGAUGGUUGGUACGAGUGAUAUUCCUGAUUGGUGUUUUGUGGAAACCUAUGGGAUUGAAGGCCAAGCAAAGUUUACAAAUGCGCCCACUAAGGAACAUUUAAGUGUCCUUUAUGACAAAUCUCCUAUUGCACAUAUAAACAAGGUCAAAACACCCACUCUAUUUCUUAUUGGUGCUCAGGAUCUCCGAGUUCCAUCCAGCAACGGACUGCAGUACGCACAAGCAUUGAAGGAAAGAGGAGUUGAGAUGAAAAUAAUUGUGUUUCCUGAAGAUACUCAUGCAAUCGACAAACCGCAAUCUGACUUUGAGAGUUUCCUAAACAUUGGAGUUUGGUUCAAGAAAUACUGUAAAUAGACAGGUGCUGAUAUACUUCAUCAACACUCACACGGGGAAGGGUAUUGUUGGAAAUGUCACCUCGAUUGUUUUUUAUUUGUAUUUCUGUUUGUUUAAUUUAGCUACACCUUCCUGAGAUCUGUCAUGUUGAACAGUUGAAGUAUCUUCAUGGAUCAUCUAUUCUUGAGAAGCUGAUAAUGAUUUUAAUAAGUUGAUCUCCAA